Messenger RNA from Athalia rosae (coleseed sawfly), 11369 nucleotides. Its product is annotated as mucin-17-like. The record is from RefSeq and is a predicted model, not a curated record. NCBI's taxonomy places the organism in Eukaryota, Metazoa, Arthropoda, Insecta, Hymenoptera, Athaliidae. The coding region runs from base 534 to 10178 and encodes 3214 amino acids. The transcript is spliced from 5 exons.
GAACUGGUUGAAAGUGGUGAAGCAUCGAGUCCCGUUGCAUGUUGGGAAUAUAAAAUAUGUACGUCGGAUAAGCGCCGAUUGGGGAACUGCAUUACCUGUUUAUUCGUGAAUUCUGGUGCGAAAACGUCACAGUCAGACAACAAGUGUAGUGGUGUGGAUGGUGUGAAAGUCCUGAUAUAUCGGGACGUUUGAUAAUUCGGAUGUGAGAGACUUUUUUGGGGAUUUUCUCGAACGAAGGCAAGGCGGCAAACGCUCGGUCGCCUCCAUAAAAUGCCCGUGCAUACAAACGCUGAGGUGCCUUGGACAUUUCUCGCUAACAAUCAAGACGGGAAACGUAACCACGUCUAGGAAAUCCCGCCGCUGGGGAAGAUCAUCUCGCAGCAAAAGCCACUAGCCAGAGCCAGAAGGAGGGCACUCCCCCCUCCCCCUGCGAAUAGUUAAUAAACUAGUCUGCUGACUCUUAGUUUUGCUGCAAAGAAGUUGGUUAUCCGUUAUCCCGCCUAAAAUACCGGCUGAAUAGAAACGGCAUCGGCAUGUGCGAACAAACCGAAAUCAGUUACUUGGACGGAGACGUAGUAUGGGUGAAGCUCGGUGCGUCAUGGUGGCCUGGCCAAGUCACCAGUGUUCAUAACUUGCCUGAAGAUAUUCAGGAAGAUCUGAAGAAGAAACCGCUGAUUGCAGCUGUGAAAUUUUUUCAAGAAGACACAUAUGAGUUUGUGAAGAAUUAUCAGCAAAUCUACAAGUACAACUGCACAUUAAAGGAUGAUUUCAUCAAAAAAGGCUUGGAUAAGUACAGAACCAAAAGCAAAGAUGGAUCUAGUUAUAUGGAUAAAUUUCCCGGGGAUGUGGAGAUGGCUGAAAAAUUAACGGGAGGAGAUGCAGACAUAAUAUCAAGUCACAAAUUCACACGUCAACAGAAACCAGAUAUAUCAGCGCUUUUUGGAGAAAAGAAAUUACCAAAAAAGAAGCGCGAACGUGAAGAUAGAAGCAGAGAAAGACGCCACGAUAGCAGUAGCUCUUCGGAUACACCAUCUAGAAAAAUAAUCCAUCCACGAUUUUUAAAAGAAAGCGAUCAUGAAGUUCGAAUUCGUCAUCAACCCGCAAGCCUUUCAUCCACCCCAACAAACAGCGGUGGUUCACCACAGUAUAGUUGCUAUGUGUGUAACUUUACCUCGUCUCGGCUCAACGUCAUUGUCCUGCACAACAAAACACACAGCUCUGGUGGAACACCAACACCAAUAAGAACUAAUAUUAAACCAUAUUUACAACCAAAAUCCAAAUCUGGAGACAGUAGCACUCCUAAAAGAAAAUACGUGAAGAAGGAUAAAGGUGAGUCAAACAGAGCUAGAAAAGAGAUCAAAUCAGAAGGAGGAAAACGAAAGUACACAAAACACAUAGAAAAAUCAAAUAAAAAGAAGAAACCCGAUCCGGAGCUUCGAGAAAAAUUGUUAGCUGACUGGGAAGAUGAAUCUGAUGCUGAAAUAGAUUCCGAUUUCCACAAAUCUGUCGAUACGAGUUCUUUUGAUAACCUCCCUGAGAACUCUCAGGUAAAUUUCUCAAAUCCUGAAAUUUCUGAUCGAGAAGAGACUGAUGAUGUAGAUGAGAAUGAAAAAAUCCUGUCAGAAGCAGAAAAAAUACUACAUGAAACUGAGUCUUUAUCAACGAUUGUGUUGAGCUCUGAAUCGCCGGUUCGCAAGGUGAAAAAAUCCAAACUUCUCCUUUCAGAUGAAGACACACCUACAAAAAGUGACAAAAAGUCACGUACUGACAAGGACGCAAACUCAGCAAUACCAGAGAAAGAGGAGCAAAAGCCGGACUCUGAAACUGACGAUAAAUUGUCAGCUUCUGAAAGUGAUAAAAAGACUGGAUCUGAUAAAGAUGAUAAAAAAUCAAGACUUGCGUGUUUUGAUUUUGAUGAGGAUGAUUUACCAGCGCCCACAAUACCCCCAGUACGGAAAAUACCCAGGGUUUUCAGCGAUAAAAACUUAUCGUUGAAAAAAGAAAUUAUGAAAAAAUUCAAAAUGAGUCAAGCUUUGAAAAAUGACGAAUUAAACGAGGUAAAGAUCGACACAGACUUGGCGGCAAACGCUGAUACGGAAACUAAUAAAAACUCACAGAUUAUGGACGAAACUGAUCCAGCUAUAGUAGAUUCUGAUGGUAGACUUGAAAAACCAGAUGUCAACAUUUGUGAAACUGAACUCGAGAUCGUGGACCCAUUUCAAGUUGAAAAAGACCAAGAUUCGCCAUUCAAUAAAACGAGUCUUUCAAUAAACUCCACAGAAACACCGAGGCAGACGGAAACACCCACCGAAUUUAGUGUUGAGAAUAAAAAUGUUGUGGAAGCAGAGGAAGAACUAGUUCAAGAAAAGACAGAGGCUGAUGACAAGCAAAACAGCGCCGAUGAUUUGGAGAAAAUGUCAACUGAUGUGGGCGAAAGUCAAACUGGAACCAAAAUUGACGUUGUAGAGGCUGAGAAUAUACCGAUGGAAGUUAGUGAAAUGUCGCCUGUACUUGUUAAAAAGCGUCGUGGCCGACCCAAAAAAAAUCUGUCUACUGAUCAUAAAAAUGCUGGUGAUAGUGAACCUACAGGGAAUGAUAACAGGCCAGUUGAAGUUGAUAAGACUUCUUCAGAAAUUGAAACUGGAUCUAACGAACCGCAUGAAGUUCUACCUGCCACAACUGAAAAACUUGAAGCUGAAGAAAUUAAAACCGUAGAUGCUGGUUUAGAAGUAUCACAGUUGGGGAGGCAACGUAGAUCCAGUAGAAGGAGUUCCAAAUCUGAUAUACUGUUUUUACAGGCUGAUAGAACUUCUAAUGAUGACAGUCAGUCCGAGAUUGAUGACAAAUCUUUGAGCAAUGCAGACAAAUCAAUCGACGCUAAGAGAAAGGGACGUAGAGGUCGAAAACUUUUGGGCUUUGAUCAGAAGUUACCCGAUGCUGCUGAAAAACCCAUAGAUGCUGACGAAAAAUUAUCAGAAUCGGUUGAGAAGCCAGCAGAUUCAAUCUGUGAAGAAAAAAGUCUUUCAAAAUCUGAAGAAAAGCCCAGAAGACGUGGAAAAAAGACUGGAAGGGGUAGAAGACCUGUUGGAUUCAACAAGAAGUUGUUAGAAAAUUUAGGAGAAUCGACAGAAGAUGAUGAAAUCAUUUCAGAAUCUCACAUUGAACUAAUCGACAAGGCUGCAAAUCAAACUACAAUAGCCCUGACAGAUGAGUCAAAAGCAACUGAACCAACUAAGGAGUUAUCAAGCAUCCAUGAAGAAUCUGCUGAACCAGAAUCAUCUAGUAUCACUGCGGAUAACUUGGAAUCAAGUCAGGUUCUAUCUGAUUUAGUAGAUAACGUAACUGAAAACAAAUUGGUUGAAACCAAGGUUACCGUUGUAGAAGACGCUAAAAGUGAGGAGCUAGCGAUUGAAGACGUUACUGUGGAGAGGGUUAGUUCCCAAACUGCUGAAAUUACCAAGAUAUCUCUGGAUACACUUCCUCCAAAGAAAUCGCAAAUUAAAAAGUUCGAGUUGGCACAAAUUGAUUUUUUUGAAAACGAUGCCUCAGUAGAGAAAAUUGUCAUACAACCUGGGCCUGAGAAAAAAAUUGACAAGGUUGAAGAGAUGGAAAUUGAAAUAACUAGGAUUGAUCCCAGUAAACAAGUGGUUGGAGCAUAUUCAGAAAAAAUACCAUUAGUGCAGGAAGGAGUUGAUAUGAAGAAUGAUGGUAAAACAACUACAGAUUUAUUGGCAGAAAUUGAAAAAGAAUUGAAUUCAGAUAACUUGAGCAUUAAACAGAAAUUAGAUAACCAUCCUGACGUCACAAUAGAAAGGGACACUUCAACAGACAGAAAUAAAGAAUCUGUCUCACAACCUGAUCACAACGAAAAGGCAUCGAAAUUGGAGGAAGCAAAACAAAAAGUUGAUAGUAAUGAGUUGGAAAUAGAAUUAGUCACAAAAGGAGUUUCCAAAACUGUUACUGAUACUCCCAUCAAACGUUCGUCGAUGCAAACUAGAUACAAGGGAAAAUUUACUCCAGAAACGGGUGCAAAAUCGAAAAAAGAGAAGGAUGGAUCAGGAGAAGAAAUAGCAGUGAAUACUUUUCAAGAGGCCUUCCUAAAAACUCUACAGAUAGACAACCUAAAGCGUGACAAGAAAAUGAUCAUAGACGAAAUAGAAAUAACUGUUGGCAGAGGGAAAAAAGGUAAAAAACCAAUUGAUAAAAAAAUCGAUAGCGAUAUCGAUAAUGUCAAUAUUGUACCAGUUAGUGAAACCUUCGUACAAGAAACAAAUACUGAUUUGAUCAAUAGUAAAGAAGUUGAGAAGGUUGAAGAUAUUUUGGAUACUGCGGGUAUGUCAAAUGUUUCAGUGGUCACCGAUUUUCAAGGGGUAGAAGUAGUCGUCGAGGAAAAUAUCGAAUCAGAAAUUAAGGUAGACGAACAAAGUAUCCGGGAUACAAAUCAACCGUUGUUAGAGUCAGAGUCCAUUGUUGAAGCAGCCGCAAGUCCAUCAGAUCCAACCAAAAUAGAAGAUAUUUCCAAGGCUUUAAAUUUGGAUAUUUCAAAAUCAGAUGAAUCAUCCAGAGCAUCAAUGUCCACACCUUCACCAACAUCAGCUAGUGGAACUCCAGUAAAAAGGCGGGAAAAACCAAGAAUCAUUGAAAGUGUAUCAUUAAAAGAGCCUAUGCAUAUUUUGAAGUCUAAGUUGCUUGAGAAACUUCCACAAAGAGGCAACAAACAUAAAUUGGAGACAGAUAGUCCAAAACGUGGUGAUUCCAAACAUAGUCCAAGAGCAAAGAUCAUGAAGAUGGACAAUUUACCAUCUAACAGCAAAGUGCGACAAACAUUGAAGACUACAACCCCACAACUUUCAUUAACAAAAAAAUUAGAAGCACUGAAAGCUGAAGAAGCAGCAGCUGCUAAUCUUGAAUCACAAUCUGAACCAGUAAUUGCCCAAACACCCCAAUCUGUUGCUGCAGCACCAGUAACUCAAAAAUUAAUUCAACAGAGUUCUCAAAGCUUAGCUGACAUGGAAUUAGAUAUCAACUCGAUGCCUUUUGUACUGAGCGAAGAUGUCUUGACACCAGAAAGCAUUGAGCAAAUGCCCGUUGUAAUAACUUCACUUGUACCUCCAUCUAGUUCAAUAGUAACAUCAUCUAUUUCACUGACACCAACCUCACCGAUGGUAUCAUCAAGUCAAGGCCAUUUUAAGACAACCAGUGAAUCUUCAACUGAGACAACGCCAAGUAAGAAGAAGAGUGGGAUGCCUGCUAUUUUGAAAAACAAAGGUAAAGGUAAACCAACAAUUACCAGUGUGAAAACCAUUGUGCCUCCGCUUACAGGAGGUGUGAAGGGUUUGAAAUUUCAAAAUGCCCAAGGUGGUAAAGCAUCACCAUUGAUAACUCAGAAAGGGCAGCCAGGAAAAUAUGUGAUUGUCCAGACAACGGGUGGUCAACAAAUCAGGUACAGUGUUCAAGGGAAACCAGGGACCCAGCAAAAAAUUACUAUGCCUGCUGGAAAGAGUGCUGGUAGUGCGCAAAUUGUACACCAGGGAGGAAAGGUCGUUAUUUUAACAUCCCCACAGUCUGGCCAAACAAAAAUGAUACCUCUUAACACGUCCAAAACAUUGGGAACUAAGUUGCAAAGAAUAAUGACAAGCAAAGGUCAGAUAUUUGCACCAAUCAGUACGCAAGGGGUCAUAACAUCGAAAACAAUUAUAGCUCCAAAGACUGAUGCAGGAUCACCAACGACAUCCAAAAUAUCAUCGCAAGGGCAAAAGAUUAUCAGCACUCAAGGCUUACUAUCUACUAAAGGAGGUGUUCUAACACCACUUCCAGGUGCUAUCUCCAAACAAACUUUACUAGGCACGUUUCCACAGGGAAUACUCACCAAGGGUGGUAUCUAUACCCCAAUCAGUGCAGCUUCAUUGGCAGGCAAAACUAUCAUCAGUUCAAAAACAUUGGUAACAACAAAAGGCACAACCAUUUUAUCGCCACUAACAUCUCAGGGCCUUGUAACAUCCAAAGGAACUAUUUUAACACCGAUACCUCAAAGUUUAAGUGGAAAAACUAUUUUAAGUACCCAAGGGCUCGUUGGAUCUAAAGGUACUGUGCUAACCCCGAUAACUGGUCAACAAGUGAAAGCUAUAGCAGCAAAGAGUCCAUCGAAAGGAGGAAAAAUUCAAUAUCAAACAGUUCAACAGAAAAUGCAACUGCCUGCGCUACAAAAGGGUCAAAAAGUUCCGCUACCAUCUCAGAUGAGAGUUAUUGGUUCAUUGAAAUCACCAGGUAGUACGAUAUUGCUCCAAAAUACCGUGACUGGUCAAAAAACGUUUUUAACUGGCAAGAAAAUGAUUAAACAAGCCCUUGCCCAACAACAGCCACAGCCACUACCAGCUCUAACUGUCCAAAGUGGUUCACAGCAAGGAUCUCCUACAGUUUUGUCUCAAGCUCAACAAGUGAAGGGAAAAGUUCUUUCUUCAAGCCCACAAUCGGUUCAAAAAGUUGUAAUACCGCGAACACCAGGACGCCAACAAAAGUCUCAACAGAAAAUUGUAGUCCAAAAACUGCAGGAUUCCUCACUUCAAGGUUCAACUUCAAAAUUAGGAACAAAUAUAUCAAAUGCUUCUAAAACAUUACAGCAGUCUAGACAGAUUUCUGGGAGCAGCUCUCCAGCUACCAAAGCAAGUACAAAAAGCUAUGCAGGAGUUAAAAGUGGACAGCAAAAGAGAAACCUGUUGAAUGCAGCUCUAAAUUCUAUAUCCAGUCCAACUCCAGCUGCAGCUGUCACCAAACCACUCACUCUUCCAAAUAUUGAGCAAACUGACCCUGAAAAGAAGCCCAAAGGACGUGUAACCAUCGAAGAAGCUAUUCCACCAGAAGAACCCAAGGCAGAACCAGCAACUCUAGAGCAAGUUACUCCAAUUGCAGGAAAAAUAGAAGAACCCAAAGUGGCUGCCCAGCCUCAAAUAAUGGCUCUACCUACGGACAGUGGUGAUGGUACCCAAACUUACGUCCUGGUCACAAUAGAUGAACAAGGACAGAUACAGCCAUUGGAUAACAAUACAUUAAUGUCCUUAGAAGGAACAACUCAAAAUCCAGAUGGCACGAGAACAUUGUACAUAGAUCCGAGCUCUUUGGGAGAAGCAGGGACGUUAGAUAAUAUUGUACUACAAUUUGACAAUGGAUGUGUAUCAAAUCUUCCAUCUAAUGUGAGUGAGCCGACUCAAACAGCAAUAACAGAAAGUUUCCCAAGCUCUGAAAUAAUUCAAACAUCAAAUCAAGAUAUUCUGGCAGCUGCUCUUGCUAAUACAGAUUUUCAACAAGAGAUAGGACUUCCGGAUCCUACUGCAAACGUUAUGACUACUGGGCUGACACAGACGAGUUUGAUAAACCAGACUAUCUUACAAUCUACAAUAAUACCUCCCACGGAACCUAUCUCUUCACCUGCAGUACUAGAAACAUCAUUGACGUUGAAUCAACCCAUUAUGACACCAUUGGAAGUGCCCAGCAACUUAACAUUGACAACAGAAGUUCCAUCGGCAGCCCCCGUGAUUCCUUCAUCAUUAGAGCUCCCAUUGACUGUCACCAAUCCCAAUAUUGCAUACAUUUCUGCUGGUGCAGGUCAAAUUCAAAUUCCUGGAAAUUCUAUGCCAGAUAUCGGAGAAAUAAUGGAUAGUUCAGCUGCUAUUAGCCACAGCGAAACUCCCGUCACCACACAAUAUCUAGUUCUACCUAAUCUGGAUGAAAAUAUAACGAUUGAAGCACAGACCAUUCAAACAGACUCAAACUCUGUACCAACGGUUUCAUAUUCUGUAUCGAUUCCUGAAAGUAUGGUGCUCGAUACAACUCCUGUUCAAACAACUCCAUCUAUGCCAAUUAUAGAUGAUACUUAUGCCGAUGAUGUACCAUAUAGUUCGGCACUCCAAACAUCAUUGGGCGGUGAUCAAAGUUUCACUGACGUACCUGUGUCCGAAAUGUUGGUGUCAAAAGCUCCAGUCGCCACAAUAGAAACCACAGCAGCUCAAAAUGUUACCGUAACAUCAAAAAUGUCCGUUAGUCUACAGGAUACAGCAGUAUCAUCUGAAAAAUUGGUGACAAUUCCAGCAGUUUCAACUGGCUCACCAAAUAUACAGGAAGUGUCUGUGUCUUCGCAAGAUAUUUAUACAUCUCAUGAGGUACCUGUCACAACUGAGGAACUCAUCUUGCAGCAAACUGCUGUGACGACUCAUGAACAAAUUUCAACCCAUGAAAUGCCAAUUCAAGAGGAACCCAAUCAGGAAAUUAUUAUGCAAACGGACGAUUUACAUUCAAUGCAGAUGCAAAUCGAUGAUCAUACCCCUGAAGUAGAAGCCACCAGUAUGCCUUCGAUAGAAACUAAAACCUGUACAAUGACCUCUGAGUCACAAAUUGAAAUACAGUCCGAGCAUUCACCAUUUCACGUGACUGAGUCCAGUGAAUUACAAGCCAGCACAUCUUACGGCAUUGUACCUGCCAGCAAGCUCGGCCAAUUGUUGGAAACAUCAACUACCAGCGAAAAACCAUGUCCUAUCAGCAAUGACCAGGCUGAGACUUCAAAUGAAAAAAAUGAGUUGGUUCGGGAUCAAGUAGACAGCCUGCCAGCUAAAUCAACAGAUAAUCCUGAAUCUGAACAUAUGGAUGCUGAGCCAUCUCUUGACACUGAGACUUUUAUUGCUGAUAAAGAGCCAGAGCUAUCAGUACCCCGAGAUGAUACAACAUCCUCUCAAGAACAUAGUCAUGAAUUAAUGAAUGCCGAUUCGGAAAUAAAUUUUGAAGAAGCUGUUCCAGAAACCAGCGAAGAAAUACCAUCUCAAUCUUAUGAGCAAUUUGAUAUCUCCAUGGCAAAUGAUUCCUUAGAAAUUCCAAGUCAGUCUGUAAAUAAGUCUGAAAAUUCUCCAGAACCUACACAGUCAAUAUCUUAUGAAUCUAUAGAAAUCGACGAGGAUAAUGCUUCUGUUGAACCACCGACGCAAUCCUUUGAGGACUCUAAACAAAAUGAAGCUACACAAUCUUACGAAACUUCGACUGAAAUUCAUGGCAACGCACCAACGCAGUCGUUCAACGAAAUCAUGCACAAUCAGGAAGAUAGAAACUCUGGCGACGACUUAGUAGAUGAUCAAAGUUUUCCAACGCAAAGUUACGAAGUAGGGAAAUUGGAAAGUCUGUCAGAAAAAAUGGAAACAGAUGCUGAAAUGAGUCAAGAGGGUAAUAUUCCUUCACAGUCUAAUGAUAUAGGAACUGACGGUAUUGGAACCUCCUCAAUUUCUACAAAUAAUUCCGGAGCAAAUGAAGAUGAAACAGCUAGUUCUUCCUAUGUCCCAGAAACUCCCGAAAACCAAGAGCGGGAUCAAGAUCAGGAAAGUGCAAUCAGUACAUCAUCUUAUGAGAUACCACCUUGUGAAGAAUUAAAUAUCGCCUCAUCGAGUGUGAUUCCUGAUACCUCUGUAAGAGGAGAACAUACAAGCAUUCAUGACAACGGUGUGCCGGAAAUACCGACGUCAUCCUAUAAUUUGAACCCUGACAGCAGCUCAACUCAUGUUGAUGCAGUACCUACAUCUAGUUACGAAGAUCAAGUAAUUUUAGAGCAGAAUGUAUCCACUUCGUACGAAGUACCUAUUUCUAUGCCUGGGUUGGAAGAAACUUCGUCGCAAAGCUUUGUCACUGAGAGUUCGGACCACAGAAAUGAACCAACCAGUUAUUAUACCCAUCACCAAGAAGUAACGGCUAGUUAUUAUGAAUCCGUUCACCAAGAAUCUAAUUCCAGACUUGAAGAUGAUCCCCAGGAAGAAGUUACGGCUAGUUAUUACGAUUCAACUCCACAAGAUAUCGCUUCGGAAGCCAGCCAAAGUUACUUUGCACCGGAAGAAGCUACCCCAAGUUAUUCAAGUCAAAGUAUAACUCCCAGCUAUUAUAAUCCAAGACCAGAAUCGGAAGCAACCCAAAGUUUCUAUUCUUCUCAAGCCUUGGAUAGAAGAGAGCAAUCAUCUUCGCAAAAUGUUGAAGCAUCCCAGAGCUUUUACCCUGAGGUGACUGAGAACCUAAGACUUAGACAGCAGGGCGAAGCAACCCCAACUUAUUCUGCAAGGUACCCCGCUGACUAUACACUAACCGAUUCGCCGAUUGAGAGGCACGACUUGGUAGAGAGUUCUGUGCCUGCCACCAGGCCAGCCGAAAGGUAAUAUACUGUAUAAAUGGUUUGGUGCCGUGCCUCUGAUAAUAAUUAUUCAAUAUAAAUAUUUCAGUUUAAAUUCACUUUAUUUACGAACCUUUGUUUCAAAAAAGAACUGUCAUACGCGAUAGAAAGUUGGCAAAUAGAUCCAAGUCUAUUUAUCAAGUGUACAUAUAAAGUAAGUUAAUAAGCGGUUCGGAGUAAGACUAAAAAUAGAUCCUUAUUAUAAUUUAUGUAUAGGUAUGUUGGAUCACGGAUUCAAUCCGUGAUAGAAUGCGAUAUGAUUAUAAGCAGUGUAGAUUAUGAAGGCAUGUGGUUUUGCCGCAGUACCAUAAUGAGUUCGUUUAACACCCUUUUCAAAUAAAUAAUAACAGUUGGAACUGAGUACUAUAUGGUUUUAAGACUGGGUGCGAGUUGAUAAUUAUUAAAAUAGGCAGAGCAGUUUAUUUUAAUAUUUUUCUUUGAACUUUCAUGUAACGUGUCCUGCUAACUAUUUCAGGCAACUUUAUCCGAUGCUGUUAUGGUAGUAGAAUAUCUAAAGACAUAUGGUUUUUGGUCUGUAAUUAUCCCAUUAAGAUUUUGAAUUUUAUGGAUUUUAAUGAAACCUUAUCACUUUGUAUUACGCUAUUUCUCGACUGAGAAAACAGACAGAGAGUAAAAAAUUCUUCGGGUUUUUUGCCAUUAUUAACACAUGCCCAUGACCAAAUGUCUAUAGUAUACUUGCUACUUUGAUCUUCAGAUCUUGGAUUGUGGUUAAUAAGAAAAAAAAGUUCAGUUCUGUAAUUGUGCUAUAAUAAAGAAAGAAGUAAAAAUAUUCUGUUUUUACAUAGGAUUAAUCUUGCUAUAAUGUUAAGAAUAAAAUUGAACAAAAAUGAAGAAUUGGAGACUACUAAAACAGAAUUUUAUUUCUAUGAGUGAUAUACAUGGUUCUCUUUCUACCGAGAUUUUCUAUCAAUUGAAAAGUUGCUUCUUGAGUAUAACUAUUUUGAAAAGAUUUUUUAAACUUCCAGCUGCAAUUUAGAUUAAGAAAAAAUAACGUUAAAGUCGGGGAAGAACCAUGCGUAUCAGGCUUAGUGUUUAGUUUAUAGGGUAUAGUCACUAUGUAAUCCGUGUGUUACAAGAUAAUAUAACAAACGAAAAUAUAAUUAUAUUAUAUUCUUUAUAGUCUCAUGUUAUUCGGAAUAAAUAUAUUAUGUUUUUA